AGUAAUGUGUACACUGUUUAGGAACACUUACUUGCACUUAAAUACUUUAUUUACAUCAACGCAGAUAUCUUGUUUAAUGGUAUCCUAAAUAUGUGCGUAAAAAAUAAAGUGAUAUCUAAUACAAGAUAUAAAUAUGAACAUAUAAGAUGGAUACAAACUAGCUGAGAAUGGAUUGUAAGCAAGUAACGGACGGACCAUGGAGUAUAGCGGUUGCUUUAGCGUCAUUUCUAGCUCAGGGUAUCCUUGGCGGCCAUGUAUAUACCACUGGUAUUUUCUAUACCAUUUUUAAGCAACAAUAUCCGGGGGCGAGUGAGGUAGCCAUUUCUUGGAUGUGUACUCUCCCGUUGACUUUAUGGUUUAUUGUUGGUCCUCUGGGAAGUAUAUUUACCAACCGUUACGGCUGCAGGAUAUGCUCUGUGAUUGGUGGAUUACUGGCGUCAUUCGGGUUGACCUUAUGUUAUGUUUCAACUAAAUUCUACAUGGUGUUCGUUUUCUACGGACUUUUAGCAGGUAUUGGGAAUGGAAUUCAUUAUGUCGGAUUCGUGACAGCCGUGAAUAGAUACUUCAAAAAGUACCGACUUAUAGCAAACAUCAUAUCAACAAUAGGUGUCACAUUCGGUAUGGCAGUGUACGCGGCCUUGGUGCCACCAAUGACCGAGACCUUCGGCUGGAAGGGAACCUUGCUAAUUCUAGGAGGGAUAUCAUUCAAUUUGUGCGCACUUGGUUGUGCCCUGUUUCCUACAGUUUCACAGUCUUCUUCUUCAAAGGUGUUAAACAUAGGUCUGCUCAGGGACAAGUACUUUUUAUUGUUUGGCGUCCAGUACCUGUUUUGCAACCUCUCAAGUUCUAUGAUUUUCCUCCAUCUGCCAGCUCUGUUAUUAUCAUUUGAAACGGGCGCUUCAUAUUGGUUUUUUUCAUUGACAGUCUAUGGAAUUGCUAACUGUUUUAUGAAAGUUUUAUAUAGUGUAAUCGUGUAUCUUAGAAAGCCAGACUCGAGCAUUGUGUACACCGGUUCCCUAACUAUAAGCGGUAUCGUUAUGAUUCUGUUGCCAGCGUUACAGAACCAGGUCUGGGUGAUAGUCCUGGUUGCAAUAUUAGGAUGUACAUGCAGUGUUACAGGUGGACAUAACGUGGAGGUGAUUUUAUACCUUGUGGGUCAAGAAAACGUUUCGGAUGGCCUUGGUUUCGGACAGGUUGCUAAGGCUUCCGGAAGUCUUCUCGCCGGACCGCUAGCUGGACUGUUGUAUGAAGCCAGCAGACGUUACGAUACAUAAUUUUUCGUCGGCGGUAGCGUGAUGAUCGCCGGGUGUUUGCUGAUGCUGCCGGUGAUAAAAAUGCCCCGACGAAAGAGAAAGAAAGCAGCACAGGAAACAGAAAUCAUAUCUAACCUGCCUGUUCAACAAAAACAGACUCAAGAUAAUGCUAGUAUACCUAUGCUCAAAGUUUAGCUAUUGCUUGUAGAAAUAAGAAAAGUCGUCUUCAAAAUAAAUAUAAAUCGUACUUCCAACGUAGAUCAAGGACCUUUUGAGUUGAUACCGUUAUCAUUAUAAAAAGUUAUGGAAGAGUAAACCCGACAGAAUACCAUCAGUUAUGGUAAUAGGUUAUGUAAAAGCAAACCGCAUUGAAGAAUCAACAGGGGAAAACCGGCUUCUCGCUUAACAGAAAAUGUAUAACGUCGCGAAAGGAACUAUUACGGAAGGACAAUACACAGAAUCUGAGUAUCAUACGCAAAUCCAUAUCUUAAAACCGUUCCUUAAUGACGUACAUGUACUGAUAUUGUACAUAAUUUAUGUACUAAUUAUAUAGCACUCUAUCGUAUGUAAGGAUCUGUGACGUCACCGAUAAUUGCAUUAUGGUAUAACUGCUGCCCAAACAAAAAAAAGAUUGGAAUGAAUCGGUGUAAUAAAUGGUGAACAAAUCGGGUGAUUUGUUCACGAUUUGAUCACGAUUCAAAUGGUAUGCAAAUGAGCUAAUGAAUCGGUAAUAAAUCGUAAACAAAUCGUUUAAUAAAUCGGUAACAAAUCAGGACUUUAAAUUGUUUUGCUAAAUAAUGAAUCGGUAACAAAUCGGGUAUGCUGAAGUUGAAAUGAAAGGAAUUUGGAAAUCAGUGGCACUAAUAAAUCGGUAAUAAAUCGUGCUAAUGAGUCGGUAAUGAAUCGUACUAAUAACUCAGCAUUAUUUUUAAGGGACGAAAGCAUGGGUACAAAAAGUUUGAGGACGAAUUGUGUGUAAAUUCUCUAGAAAGGGUAGCAUUAGCUAUAAAAUGGCAAAAUAAAUGUUCUCGUCAGUAAAGAAAAACAUGAAAUAUAUAGAUUCUAUUUACAGUAUAGCAAUUGCAAAAUUCAAGAAUAUGAUACAUAUUAGAACAUAUGCAUCAGAUCUAAUUUAUAAAAUUUCUUUAAAGUUGUCAUGAAAACAUACGACAAUCUUGUAAUUAUUUCCUAAAAACUUAACAGCUUCAAAUAUAGUGUAGAGAGCUAAUGUAUGUACUUAAACAUGUCCUUUUACAACUAUAUUAGACAAUCAAACAUUUGCACUUACUCCAUAACAGUUAAAAUUCCAGUAUUUCAGAGGACAUGUGGUGUUUCUGUGUAUUUCAGUUAUCCCGCCAAAAUGCAUUAAAGAUGGCUGACAAUAUACUCAUGUUUCCCGCCCAAAAAGUCACAACUUUACUUUUUAAUGAAUCGGUAAUAAAUGGUACUGCACAAAAUAUCUGUUUCUAAUGAAUGUUAAACAAAUCGGUUAUCUGCAAUGAAUGGGGGAGGGACUUUCUCUCCAAAACCCGAUUUGCUUCCGAUUCAUUAAAUGAAUCGUAAACAAAUGGUGUUAAUAAAUCGGCAAAUCCCGAUUUGUUCACCAUUUAUUCACGAUUUUGAUACCAUUUGUUACUGGAUUUUUUUGUUUGGGUGUGUGUUCUAUUUAUAGAACACGAGAGAGUGCUAUUGCAUUUGCUCAAAAAAUUAUCUCUAUAUAAACUGCAGAUUGCGAAUAGAAUGUGAAAUCAUGAUUUUCUUGGUAAAUGUGGUAAGAUACAUUAAGCAAUAAAUAUGUAU
Messenger RNA from Mercenaria mercenaria, 3053 nucleotides. RefSeq names its product monocarboxylate transporter 4-like. NCBI's taxonomy places the organism in Eukaryota, Metazoa, Mollusca, Bivalvia, Venerida, Veneridae. Gene Ontology annotation, molecular function: monocarboxylic acid transmembrane transporter activity. The record is from RefSeq and is a predicted model, not a curated record. Gene Ontology annotation, biological process: transmembrane transport. The transcript has 5 exons. The coding region runs from base 168 to 1274 and encodes 368 amino acids.